Molecule: messenger RNA, 1369 nt
Organism: Danio rerio (zebrafish)
Lineage: Eukaryota; Metazoa; Chordata; Actinopteri; Cypriniformes; Danionidae
Source: RefSeq, a predicted model, not a curated record
AAAGAGUUCUGCUAUCGGUAAAAGCAGAAGAACCCUAAUUUGAUACUGUUUAUAGUCAUUUUUUCCUAAGAGUGUGUAUAUAUCAAAGCGCUUCAGGUCACUUCUGAGACUGAUUGGACCCUUCAAAGCACAGCAGGCGCUUUUGAUUUGUGUCUGUGUUGGUCCCAGAAAACCCACCCACUCCUUCAUUAAACAUCACUUUCCGGGUGACACUUUGCUUCUUAAAUUUUCAUUAAACGCAGUGUGGCCCGAAGACUCAGACGCAUUAAUACCACACGCACAUAAGAGCAUCGAGGCGGACUCUUCUGUCACAGCGAGAGACUGGGCGUGAAAAUGUUUAUCUGGGGCUUUGGGAUUAUCAAUGAGCAAAUUACCUCUGAUCCAGCAGAGGGUCUCAGGCAGACUGUGUGCUUCUGCCAGGCUCCCUCUCUAGGGCUUAUGGGAGGAUGGAAGAAAGCUGGGACACUUUAUUUUGAAGUAGCCUAUAUUCGUAAAGUCUCAUUAUUGAUUCUGGGUUUUCUUUUCUACUUGAUAUCAUGCCCCUCCCCUUUUUCUUUUGGAGUAGCAGAGUGAGUGUUUUGUUGGAGGCUGGUGGCUCACGCUGAAAGAGCCGGACUCCCAGGAGGAUUCCUCUCACUAGCAGCCCUUUCAUAGCUCAGCCCUGGGCGACUUUCCUCGAGCUGCACCCAUGACUCUCCAUACGCACACGCUGCAUGGAUAUGGACUCUAUUAUUUCUUGGCAUUGCUGACACUUUUCAUGUUGCAAGCCGACGGGCUGCAGUGUUAUGCUUGUAACAUUGUGCAUAACCAGAGGUAUGUGGACGUAGGCUGUUCCAGGCCCGAAAUCAUCACCUGCUCCCACUCCCACAAGGGCUUCAAGCAUCGCUUCUGCAUCAGAACUGAAAGUGUUGCUCUGGGAGUGAUGCUGACCAGCGGAUGCGCCACAGCUCGACACUGCCACACGGAGGAGCUACCGGGAGUGAACAUCCACUGCUGCGACUCUAAUCUAUGCAACAGCGCCACCAGCUGGCGGACAAACACACUGAUGCCUGUUUACUCAUUGACGUUUGCUCUGGUGCUGUACAAUGUGCUACUUUGGACGAAAUAACUGCGUGAGGAAAUAUAAAUCAAGCAAAUCAAAGAAGAAUCACGGCAGCUACGCUUCUGAUGCAAAGAGGAGACUUGGACAUAGUAUUAUAAACUCUUUGAAUACAGACAUUGGAGUAUUUUGUGUGGAUAAAAAGAACCUUCUUUAUGUGUUUCAUCUGAUCUUCAUGUUAAAGGAUAAUUUCUGGGAGCAAUCCUCAAAAUUUCUCUGUAAGUCUCAUAUGGAGUUUUUAUGGUCAACAAUAAAAACAUUGUUUUUUUU